Molecule: messenger RNA, 579 nt
Organism: Fusarium venenatum
Lineage: Eukaryota; Fungi; Ascomycota; Sordariomycetes; Hypocreales; Nectriaceae
Source: RefSeq, a predicted model, not a curated record
AUGAACUCGAGCAACCACGUACUAUGGAAAGAUGCUGUAGCCGCCGACAAUUUAGACUUCGACUGGGCCAUGUGGCUUGUCCUACGAGCUGUUUAUUAUGAUACUGAUUCAACAGCCAACCGUCUGUCCUUCAAGAAUUCGCUUGCGGCAAAGAAGAUUACUGAGCGCUACCAAGGAAUUGAUGUUCUCUAUGACAAUUUCCUCAUCACCGAUGCACCUCGACCUAGUAAAUGGGGCCGUAUUGCCAAUCAUCGCGCUUCUAAUCCUGAGUUCCUACCAAUCGGUCAAGGUGACAGUCAACAAAAACCCACCAAUCCUUCCAUCCAGCCAUCUGGUAUCACUCACCCUCUCGGUAAAGUCGACGAAGGGUGCUUGCACGGAAACAACAUCGCAAUCGAUGGUGAGGUUGUUAUGCAUGGGAGGGGGGCAAUUGAUAAACACAAUGGGAUGAUGUGUAUACGGGUUGAGAUUGUUGUAUUUGCGCUUGCCCAGGCUUGUAGUGGCAUGCUCCUUGAGAAGCUAUUCACGCAUCGCAUCAUCGUCAUCUCCAUCGUCACCCUCAAAAAAGAUGCUGGUUAG